This is a messenger RNA of Odocoileus virginianus texanus, 4829 nucleotides long. Lineage: Eukaryota; Metazoa; Chordata; Mammalia; Artiodactyla; Cervidae. The record is from RefSeq and is a predicted model, not a curated record.
AGCCGGCGGGGCCAUGACCUCGGUGUGGAAGCGCUUGCAGCGCGUGGGCAAGCGGGCCGCCAAAUUCCAGUUUGUGGCCUGUUACCACGAACUGGUGGUGGAGUGCACCAAGAAAUGGCAACCGGAUAAGCUGGUGGUAGUGUGGACCCGGAGGAACCGACGGAUCUGCUCCAAGGCCCACAGCUGGCAGCCAGGCAUCCAGAACCCAUACCGGGGCACCGUGGUAUGGAUGGUACCUGAGAAUGUGGACAUCUCUGUGACCCUCUACCGGGACCCCCACGUGGAUCAGUAUGAGGCCAAAGAGUGGACGUUCAUCAUUGAAAAUGAGUCCAAGGGGCAGCGGAAGGUGCUGGCCACGGCCGAGGUGGACCUGGCCCGCCACGCGGGGCCCGUGCCUACCCAGGUCCCGCUGCGGCUGCGGCUGAAGCCCAAGUCAGUGAAGGUGGUACAGGCCGAGCUAAGCCUCACUCUGUCCGGGGUGCUGCUGCGGGAGGGCCGCGCCACGGAUGAUGACAUGCAGAGCCUUGCGAGCCUCAUGAGCAUGAAACCUAGUGACGUGGGCAACUUGGAUGACUUUGCCGAGAGUGAUGAGGAGGAGGCCAAUGGUCCAGGGGUCCCAGAGGCGCGGGCACGUGGCCCUCAGCCAGGCCGGGGCGGUGCCCUGAGGCUGGGGCAUUUUCCAGAGACCCCUCGGGAGCUGAAGACACUUUGUGAGGAGGAGGAGGAGGGCCGAUUGCAGCCCCGGCAGGCAGCUGCCAGCCCUUCUAGUGCUGAGGAUACCAGCCCAGCCUCUGUGAGUGCCUCUGCGCCGCCAGCCAGGGCCUCCCGGGGCCAGGGCUCAGAACCAGCUACUGUAGCAGGGGGCCAGGUGGGGCUCAAGGUCCCAAGGCCCCCCGGAACCCCGCCGGAGACAAGGUCCUCAAGACAGCCAGGCCAGGACGUGGUCCCCACUCCGGCCCCUAGGCUCCGGAAAGGCUCUGAUGCCCCCUGGCCCCCAGUCCACCAAGGAGAGGAUGAGGCCCCCAAAGCCUCCGGGGCUCCCCCAGCAGGAGUGGAUUCUGCUGUGGAGACCCAGGCUUGGGCAAGCCCUCAGGAAGGGACAGAGGCCCAGGGAGCGGGGCUGGGCCCAGGCAUUGAGAACAGAGACUCCAGCAACUCUUUGGAAGGGCAGAAACCCAAGGCUGAGGAGGGGGGCACUGGAGACAGGGCAGAGGCUAGUGGGGUGGACACUGAACCUGGGUCAGGAGUCAGAGAGGUGAACAGCAAGAGGUCAGCGGUCAGAGCUGGGGAGGCUGAAGAGAGUUUAGAAAUCGGUCACGUGGAUGCAGAGCAGAGGUCAAAGGUGAAACCUGUGGACACUAACGGACCAGAGGCCACAGAGGUGACAUCUGAGGCAAGAUUCAAGGGGACUCCUGAGGCUCCUCCAAGGGGCUCUCAGGGGAGGACGGGGGUCAAGACCAGGGAUGAAGCUCCCACAGUCCUGAGCCCAAUGCCAGCAGAUCCUGCAGGGCAUUCCGGGCAUCUGGGUGACCUCAAGGCGGCCAGGGCUGCUGCAGGCCAGGAGAGAGAGUGUGCAGAGGUGAGGGGCAGAGACCCUGGUGUUGGGGGGACAGGCCUGGAGCAGGGACCCUCUGCUGGAGCAGCAAGCGCUGGGCCCCAGGUGAGCCGGUACCAGGGGGCCCCACCAGCAGCUGAACAAGGGGUGGUGUCCAGGGAUCUGAGGGUCUGGGAGGUAGAAACUGGGGAUUCGAGGGUCCUGGGAACAGAGACUGGGGUGGCAGAGUCAGAGUUAUUGGGGACCCAGGAGAUCUCAGGGUCCCCAGAGAUUGUGUCUGAGGCAGUAGAAGCGAAGACACUGGGGACCCAGGAGACAGAGGCAGUGAGAUUGGGGGUCCUGGAGUCAGAGGCUGCUGAGAUGGCAGGGUCUGAGGAUCUAGGGACCCAGAAAACAGGGGUAAGCAUUUCAGGGGCCUCAGGGACAGAGGGUGGGAUGGCAGAGUGUAAGGCAUUGGGGACCCAGGAAACAGAGGCUGGGGGUUCAGAAGUUCUGGGGACAAAGACUAGGAUGUUGGAAACUGAGAUAUUAGGGACCCAGGAGAUAUCUGGGUGCUCAGGGAUACUGAGAAGAGAAGCUGAGAUAGCAGAGUCUGAAAUACUUGGGGCUCAGGACACAGAACUGGGGUGUUCAGGGGUCUCAGAGAUAAAAUCCAACAUAAGAAGGAGCCAGGAGACAGAGGUAGGGGGUUCAGGGGUCCCAGGGACAGAGACUGAAGUAGCAGAAGCUGAGAUACUGGAGAUUCAGGAGAUUGAAGCUGGGAGUUCAAGGGCCCCAGAGAUGGAGACUGAGACAUUGGAGACCCAGGAGACAGAGGUAAGGGGCUCAGGGGUCCCAGAGAUGGAGACUGAGACAUUGAGGACUCAGGAGACAGAGGUAAGGGACUUAGGGGCCCCAGAGAUGGAGACUGAGACCCUGAGGACUCAGGAGACAGAGGUAGGGGACUUAGGGGCCCCAGAGAUGGAGACUGAGACAUUGGGGACCCAAGAGACAGAGGUAGGGGGCUCAGGGGCCCCAGAGAUGGAGACUGAGACCCUGAGGACUCAGGAGACAGAGGUAGGGGACUUAGGGGCCCCAGAGAUGGAGACUGAGACCCUGAGGACCCAGGAGACAGAGGUAGGGGACUUAGGGGCCCCUGAGAUGGAGACUGAGACAUUGGGGACUCAGGAGACAGAGGUGGGAGAUUCAGGGUCCUCAGGGUCAGAAGCUGGAAUGGCAGAGGCUGAGGCACUAGGGAGUCAACAGACAGGAACUACAGUUUUAGAGGCUGAGAAGGGAAAAGUUCGGACUUCUGGGGUCCAGGAGGCAGAGACUGGACCUGGGGAGACCUUCAAAUAUGAGGCUGUAGGGGUCCCAGUCAUAAAGCAUGAAGUUUUAGGAUCCCACGGAGCAGAGGCAGAAACUACAGUUUCAAGGGGCCAGGAGGUGGAGACUGGGAAUUGGGGAGUUUCGGAGGCCAAGUCUGGGAUUUGGGGGGCCAAGGAAGGAGAGAUGGAAGUUUCAGGGACUUCAGAGAACCCAUCUGGUAUUUUUGAGGCCCAGGAAGCAGAGGCUGGGGUCUCAGGAGCCGAGAAGGGAAAAGAAGCUGAGGGAAACCUCCCAGAGGCCAGCCUGAUGGAGGUGCAGGUGGCCAGUGGGGCAGGGGCUGGGGUGUCCAGGCCCUCCGGGGCCUCUUCCCCAGAGGAGCCUGAAGAGGACAGGAGGCUGCCGGGCAGCCAGGCACCACCUGCCCAGGUCAGCUUCAGCCAGUCCCUGCUAGAGUGGUGCCAGGAAGUCACCGCUGGCUACCGUGGCGUGCGCAUCACCAACUUCACCACGUCCUGGCGCAACGGUUUGGCCUUCUGUGCCAUCCUGCACCGAUUCUACCCAGACAAGAUAGACUUUGCCUCCCUUGACCCCCUGAACAUCAAACAGAACAACAAGCAGGCCUUCGAUGGCUUCGCGGCCCUGGGCGUGUCGCGGCUGCUGGAGCCGGCGGACAUGGUGCUGCUGUCGGUGCCCGACAAGCUGAUUGUCAUGACAUACCUGUGCCAGAUCCGCGCCUUCUGCACCGGGCAGGAGCUGCAGCUGGUGCAGCUGGAGGGCGGCGGCGGCGCGGGCACGUACCGCGUGGCCAGCGCCCAGCCGAACCCGCCCGAAGGAAGUUCCCAGAAGGCUCCGGGAGUCAGCACUCAGCUCACGCUCUUCAUCAGCUGUCAAAGGGAGGCCCCUCCUCCCCAUGAAGGCGCGCGCCCUGACCCCAGCCCUGCCCCUGGCCUUCCCGCAGCCUCAGCCCCACAGCAGCCCUCUGGUGGGACACCUCCUUCGGAAGAACCGCCCCCAAGCCCAGGGGAGGAUGCUGGGCUGCAACGGUUCCAGGACACAAGUCAGUACGUGUGCGCGGAGCUUCAGGCCUUGGAACAGGAACAGAGGCAGAUAGACGGGCGGGCAUCCGAGGUGGAGAAGCAGCUAAGGAGCCUCAUGGAGUCAGGUACUGACAGGCUGCAGGAGGAGGUACUGAUCCAGGAGUGGUUCACUCUGGUCAACAAGAAGAACGCUCUCAUCCGCAGGCAGGACCAGCUGCAGCUGCUCAUCGAAGAACAGGACUUGGAGCGGAGAUUUGAGCUGCUGAGCCGGGAGCUACGGGCGAUGCUGGCCAUUGAAGACUGGCUGAAAACGGCUGCGCAGCAGCGCCGAGAGCAACUCCUGCUGGAGGAGCUGGUGUCGCUGGUGAACCAGCGAGACGAGCUGGUCCGGGACCUGGACCAGAAGGAGCGGACCGCCCUGGAGGAGGAUGAGCGCCUGGAGCGCGGCCUGGAGCAGCGGCGCCGCAAGCUGAGCCGGCAGUUGAACCGGCGCGAACGCUGCGUGCUGAGCUGAGACUGCAGGGGCCCAGACGCCUUCGGUUCUCUCGGACCGCAGCCUUUCUCGCCGCCGCGCCGGAUCGCCGCUUUGGGCCUGCGCUCGGGAGGACCGGACCCUCCCCGGUGCGCGCGCGACCAGUAGGGGCCGCCGUGAUCCUUUAUUGGGAAAGAAAGCGCAGCCUUUCAGGCCCCGACGGACAAGGGCGGCCGCGCCGUCCAGGCCGUAUUUAUUAGUCCAUGUGAGUGAGUGUGCGUGUAUGUUCGUGGUGGACUGAGGGUCCCAGGCGUGCCCACCGAGAGCCCCUUCCCGAUGGCUGAACCCGGCCGGCGAGCUCCAGGGGGUGGGAGGGACGGCUGGUGAACUGCCGCGCUCAACACCCCGCCCCCCUUCCUGUUCCUCGCGAGCAAUAAAGUUGGAAAAGGCCACGCCA